AUGGAUCACAACGGUCAACGCAAUGCCGGUGGGCGAGAUGCUGUGCUAGAGCAGCAAGCCACGGAAUUUCAACACCAGCCACAUAACUGUAAUGGAUUGCCAAUGGACGUAACCGCUACACACGUGGGAAAUAUGGGUUAUAUGAUGCCACCCAUUCCUUUGGAGCAAACAAAUUCGGUGUACGGGGAUGGUACGGGCCUCUACUUCCCAUCGCCUUCCUUCCAGAUGUACGACAAUGCUGGACGCUACAACGGCAACAUGAUGCCAUACAUCCCACCGACCGUGCAAAUGAUACCUCCGUACGAGCAGUACCAACCAAUGAAUGUGCAUACAACAGCGGGUGCCUUCACUCCGCGAGCGAGUUACCACGACAUUGCUCCGGUGAGGGUUACACAGGGCCAUCUAAACGGAAAACCCAUAUCACGCAAACAUAAAAACUUCCUAUGCUGCUGA
Messenger RNA from Babesia sp. Xinjiang, 453 nucleotides. RefSeq lists its product as uncharacterized. The transcript has 3 exons. Lineage: Eukaryota; Apicomplexa; Aconoidasida; Piroplasmida; Babesiidae. The record is from RefSeq and is a predicted model, not a curated record. Bases 1 to 453 code for a protein of 150 amino acids.